Rhineura floridana is the source of this 4564-nucleotide messenger RNA. RefSeq names its product zinc finger protein OZF-like. The record is from RefSeq and is a predicted model, not a curated record. Lineage: Eukaryota; Metazoa; Chordata; Lepidosauria; Squamata; Rhineuridae. Gene Ontology annotation, biological process: regulation of transcription by RNA polymerase II. The coding region runs from base 803 to 2743 and encodes 646 amino acids. Gene Ontology annotation, cellular component: nucleus. The transcript is spliced from 5 exons. Gene Ontology annotation, molecular function: DNA-binding transcription activator activity, RNA polymerase II-specific; RNA polymerase II cis-regulatory region sequence-specific DNA binding.
UUUGGGGGAGGGUCGGGAGAUAAAGGAGAGAUGUUCCACCCCUCUCCCCAGGCCCCCCUCUGGAAGGGGGGCUGACGCAUGCAAAGUGCGGCCUGGUCCCCAUUGCAAAGAUCCUGUGUCGGAAUCGCGUAUUUGCCAUUUGCCGAGUGCACCUUUUUUGCGCAGUUAAAGAGGCGGCCCGGUGUGCGGUUUGCCGAGCAGGAUGUGCAGAAGUCCGUUGCGAGGCAUCCUGGGUCCCCAGGGGGACGCGCAACUCAGGAAGGGGGUCUUGGUGCGGCGCGGGUCGGCGAGACACAGGAAGCCGCCUUACGCUGAGUCCGUCUAGCUCAGUGUUGCGUACACUGACUGGCAGCGGCUCUCCAGGGGGCGUUUCCCAGCCCUGUCUGUCUGCACGGCGCGUCUGAAUGGCCGGAAAGCGCAGGAGGGGAGAGCGCUGCUCUUUGCGCUCAGGUUGCGCGUAAAGGGCACGUGGUUGGCGCUGUGAGGAGAGGAGGCCGGGCUGGAUGCGCCCCUUUUGGCUCUUCUUAGGUACCUGAGGAUUGAACCCGGGGCCUUCUGCGUGCAAGGCAGGUGCUCUGUCACUCAGCUGCUACUGCUCUGCCUUCGGGAUAGCUGUGCUCCUUUCGUGGCCCAGAGCUGGGAGGGGGGAGAGAUGUGUCUGGUCAGUUUCCCUCCUGCGGAAAAGGGGAGGAGGUGGGGAUUUGAAACUGACCAGCCUCUUGUUAUGGGCGUGUUAUGUGCCUCCAAGUGGACUACUACUUAUGGCGACCCUAUGAAUCAGUGACCUCCGGUAGUGUCUCUCAUGAAACACCCUGUUCAGAUCUUGCACUUGGGAGCUGCCCCCGACUUGAAAGUGCAUCGUGGUAACGACUGUGAGAGUCCCAGAGACGCCCAAGUUUAUGCUUCCUCCAUCUCCUCCACAGGAAGCGCAAUGACAUCAGAGGUACCAUCUGGACCAUCUCUUCCUUGGGGUAGAGUGGAGAGAGCAGCCAGGAAGGCACUUCAGAUUCUGUUGACCUUUGAGGAGGUGGCCGUGUACUUCACGGAGGAGGAGUGGGCCCUGCUGGAUCCGGGCCAAAGGGCUCUGCACAGGGAAGUCAUGGGGGAGAAUUAUGAGAUGGUGGCCUCUCUCAAAUCUGACCUUGGUUCCUGUUGGGAAGGAUGGGAAGAUCCAUUUAUCCAGGAUCCCAAAGAAGAGGAGGAAACAGCAGAUGAUGAACAGCACAGUGAAAAUUACAGGGAGCCGCAGAUGGUGUCACUGGCAACAGGCAAGCAUGAAGCAGGAAAAGAAAUGAUUGGAAAUGAAAGAGGACAGAAAAGGUGUGAAGGAAACGUGUCAAAGAAUUGGAGAAAGAAAUCAUCUACUUCCAAAGGUGAUGGCACCCAUAAGCCUCUGACGCUACAGGGAGAUCACAAAAGAAAAAGCAGGAAAAUGUAUCCAGUGAUUGUGGAAGCUUUCAGAGAUAUAUCAGAUCUAAAUAGGGAUUACAGAAUCCAUGAAGGGGAGAAACGAUAUAAAUGCAUGGAGUGUGGGAAGAGCUUUAAUGUGAGUGGCAGCCUUACUAAACAUCAAAGAACGCACACAGGGGAGAAACCAUUUAAAUGCAUGGAGUGUGGAAAAGGCUUUAGUAUGAGUGGUAACCUUACUAAACAUCAAAGAACCCACACAGGGGAGAAACCAUUUAAAUGCAUGGAAUGUGGAAAAUGCUUUAGUGUGAGCUGCAGUCUUACUGCACAUCAAAGAACUCACACAGGGGAGAAACCAUUUAAAUGCAUGGAGUGUGGACACAGCUUUAGUGUCAUCUGUAACCUUAUUAAACAUCAAAGAACACAUACUGGGGAUAAACCAUUUAAAUGUAUGGAAUGUGGAAAGAGCUUUACUGGAAGUGGUAACCUUACUAAACAUCAACGAACCCACACAGGGGAGAAACCAUUUGAAUGCAUAGAGUGUGGAAAGAGCUUUAGUAUGAGCAGUAGCCUUACUGCACAUCAGAGAACCCACACAGGAGAGAAACCAUUUAAAUGCAUGGAAUGUGGAAAGAGCUUCAGUGUGAGAAAUCAUCUUAAUAAUCACCACAGAACUCACACAGGGGAGAAACCAUUUAAAUGCAUGGAAUGUGGAAAGAGCUUCAGUGUGAAAGAUCAGCUUAUUAAACAUCAAAAAACACACAGCACAGAGAAACCAUUUAAAUGCAUGGUUUGUGGAAAGAGCUUCCGAGUGAGCAGUAGCCUCACUCUACACCAAAGAACACACACAGGGGAGAAGCCAUUUAAAUGCAUGGAAUGUGGCAAGAGUUUCAGUGUGAGGUGUCAUCUUACUAGUCAUCAAAGGACCCAUACCGGGGAGAAACCCUAUAAAUGCAUGGAGUGUGGAAAGAGCUUCACUGUGAGUAGUAGCCUUAUUUUACAUCAAAGAACCCACACAGGGGAGAAACCAUUUAAAUGCAUGGAGUGUGGAAAGAGCUUCAGUGAAAAUGGAACACUUACUAAACAUCAAAGAACUCAUAAAGGAGUGAAGCCAUAUAAAUGUAUGAAUUGUGGAAAGAGCUUCGGUGUGAGCAGUAGCCUUACUGUGCAUCUGAGAAUCCACACAGGGGAAAAACCCUAUAAGUGUAUGGAAUGUGGAAAGAGCUUCAGUCAGAGUAGUAACCUUACUUCACAUGAAAGAAUCCACAUAGGGAGAAACAAUAGAAAAUCAAUGGAUUUUCAAUGGAGUAUGGAAAGCGUUUCAGUGACAAGAUAAGUCUUACUGUACAAGAAAAAACCCACAUAGGAAAGAGUAGAAAUCAACAGAGGGCAAAAAGUCUUGUGGCACCUGGAAAUGUAACACAUUUAUUAGUUUUCCUUGCCUUGAGUCUGCUUCAUCAGAUGCAAAUCAAGUGUUUAUCAGAAAAAGACAUAAACAGUGAGGUUUUAUGGAAGUAAACAAUGUAUUUUAUGGCUUUAUGUAUUAUAAAAUGCAAUGUAAGAUAUAUAAUGUAUACAGUCUGCAUCUGCAUUGGAACUGUUUUUUAGAUGUUUUAAUUGUUUAAUCACUGGUGUGUUUGCUGCUUAGGGCUCUUUUGGGAGGAAGAACAGGAUAUGAAUGUAAUAAUUAAUAAUAAUGAUGAUAAUGAUAACGCUUAAAUUUAUGCAGUUGACCCCUGUUUGCCACCCUGCGCUCCUUCUGGGAGGAAGGGAAGGAUAGAAAUUUAUGAUUAUUAUUACUACCAUCUGCAGUGGAAUAUAAAACCAUUAUCACAAUUCAAGCUAAAAUUGUUAGAUAAUGACCACCUUGAUACGUUGUCAUCAGGGCCAAGCAUUUUGCUGUGUAAAGUCCAUGUAGAGGAGCCAGGUAAUAUGGCACUUGAAUCCUACUCUGGUGAGGUGAAUGCAUCCUAUACGCUCCUGAGGCAGCAGGCCAGAUUAGGAGGCUCAAGACAGGCAGUGUAGCAAGAGAGGGGAAUGGCUUCAGAUUUCAAGAGGAACAGGCAGAAGGUGCUUCUGAUGUCCCCCAGAAUCUCCUGUCUGAUGCAGUCAGUUCACUGGGCCACCCUUGAGAGUUGUGAUGCUGUCCUGCUGGUUUCUGAAUAUUGCUGUUUAGUCUCAGAUAAAGGAAACACUUUGUCCAAACAUCUUUUGGUGAACCCUUCCCCCUUCCAAUAUUUUAGUUUAGAGAAAACGUGAGUAAUGUGGGGGACAUAGUAGAGGUGUAUAAAAUUACGCACUGUGUGGAGAAAGUGGAUAGGAGAAGGGGACACCACAACUUGGGGACAUCCAAUGAAGCUGAAUGGAAGAUUCAGGACAAUAUUUCUUACACAGUGCAUAGUUAAAUGAUGUAGUAAUGGCUUUGAAAGAAGAUUAGACGAAUUUAUAGAGGAUAAGGCUAUCAGUGCCUACUCUCCAUGUUGGCUAUCUUCUCCCUCCAAUGUAAUUCCUCUGAAUACUUUUUGGAAAAGGUUUUGGGAUGUUGCGGAGCAGAGAGAAGAUUUAAUAUUCUUCAGUGGAUCCAUCUUAGUUUCAUGUUUUUUUCCUGAUGGCUUUUUAUGGUGUAACUUGCCUCUUCUCUGGAAGAUACACGAAGAGCAGACAACUUUGCUUUCAUCUUUAGCUCAGCUAAUUUCCUGUUUGGAUUUUCCUGGAUCUUAGAUCCUGGACAUCAGACUAAUCUAUGGUCUUACCUGCAUUUUGGACCAUAAGAGCCUAUUCCCUGGAUUUCCCCCUGGGUUGAUAGAUGUGAACUUCUAUCAAGCGAAAAUGCCAUACAGUUAGAACAACUGGAAAUAGAGGAAGCUUUAAAUUGGAGGACCCUGGAGUUAUAGCUGGGUGAAUACACACAGGUAGCAAUGGUUCAUGUUAAUCUUGCAUGUUAUAAUCCUUGUAUGUGAUGGUCACUUUACUGUUUUCCAUGUUGUUUCUCAUGCAGUCAUUGCAACCUAAUGGUUCUUAGGUGUAACGUGAUAUUGAUUUCCCUUUGAUACUCUUGGUGAAUGAUGCUUACAUGAAAUGAUGCUUAUGCUUUUCAUAAACUGAAAUGCAUUCAUGGUCUGCUGCUGUUGUAUUUUAAAUAAAUGUUUGAAACGGA